This is a messenger RNA of Cylas formicarius (sweet potato weevil), 2121 nucleotides long. RefSeq lists its product as uncharacterized. Bases 1 to 1437 code for a protein of 478 amino acids. The transcript has 6 exons. Lineage: Eukaryota; Metazoa; Arthropoda; Insecta; Coleoptera; Brentidae. The record is from RefSeq and is a predicted model, not a curated record.
AUGUCAGCUUUUAUGACAAUUCCUGGACGUAUGCAUUUGUCAAUGGACAUUGCAAAAACGAGCUUAGCAAUUUCAAUAAAAGAAGAUAUCCAAGAAAUAACGGCUACUGUACGAAAUCUCGAAAAGACCUGUAGUGUUCCCGAACUGAACUCUUGGUUGUUCCCCAACAAACCUUACACGUUCGUAGACUCGAUCACGGUGCAGAGUGGAAUAUCCUACGAAAAAUCUUUGGAAUUUUUACUCGACAGGAUUUAUGUGUCUAUAAGAUUUUUAACCAGCCAUUUAGAAAAACAUAGUCAAAACAGAUGCUUUUCGCAGAACCGUUGGAUUUCUAAAAUAUGUAGUUUUAGUUUUGCUAACCUAAUCAAUAUUUUGGUUACUUCCGUGUUGGAAUUCACCGAAAGCCAUAAGCAAACAAAGAAAACGGAAACCACAACAGCACGAAGUGACGAUAAAUGCGAUAAAGAAGUUCAAACUGAUAUCUUUUCUCUGAAUAGAUGUGACAGCUGUGCUCUGGCAAUAUCAUGCAUGAAAAAUUUAAUUACAUUCUUCGAAAACAGUCAACAAAACAGGGGAGGGAUUAAAAGACUAAAAAUUGAAUGCAACGUAUAUGAUACAACUCAAUUCGGAUGCAUGCUCAAAGUGACAUCAACAAUCGAAAAACAUGUAGAAGCAUUAUUUGAAAAGCUGCAUAUUUUGAAACAAAAUUACGAUAGCCUAAGACAAGAAAACUGUCAUACCAAAAGCUUGCUAAGAGAAAAAUCUAUUCACGAAAAAUUUGUUAAAGCAGAAAAUAGGACCUUCAAGGAAAAAUAUGAAAACUGUUUGUCAGCAUUGGCUAUAUCCAAAAGUGAAAAUAUAGACCUGAUUCGGAAGAACGAGACAAACGAUAAAUCGUUAAACAAAGCCAACACACUUGUGCAAAAUCAAAAGCAAAUAAUAAAUCAACUGAACUCAGAAAUCGCCCGGUUGUCAAUAGAAAACAAGAAUUGUUUUAAUACUAUCGCGAAAGCUAGGACUUUAUUAAAUGGCUUCCAUGAAUAUUUUAAUAAAAAAUCGACGGUCAUUGAAAAAUUAUGCGACCUAUUCGCGAACUCGACUUGCGAGAUUGAAAAAAGCGUUCACGGCAUUAAUGGAAAACACAUCAAACUUGCGAAGCAGUUGACAAAAUUUGACUUGAGAAUAAAAAGUUCUUUCGAAUUGACUAAGGAAUUUCAAAGCAAAUAUGAGGAUUUUAGUACUAAAAUCAUAACCGCGGCAAAGAAACAAAUGAACCAAGAAAGCGACUCAGACCCGAAACAAAUGAAACUAAAAGGCGAUCCGGUCGAAGAUUUAUCUCAACGAAUCAUGAAUAACGAAAAUAUGAUUAAAACCUUACAAAACGAAAAUACCAGACUUUUGCAGUUACUGCAAAAAAUUAAUAGUAUAAAGUCUUGAUAUACGUAGCCACAGCAGAUCUCAACUCAUUAAAAAAAAAUAAUUUCUUUCAACAUAAUUUUAUUGUGUAAUUAAAUUUUUUUUUUCGUAUAUACAGUGUGGUAAAGUAUUAAUAUCAAUCUAGCAAAACACAGAACAAACAUAUGAUAGUAAAAAUCUCUUUCUUACCAAUGAGCGUUAUUUAGGACAUAAUAGAUGAAACGCGUUGAUAAAAAUUUAGUGUGUUCGCUUGAGUAUUUUAUAAUGAUUGAGUUACCUUGUAUUCAUGUUUUAAUUAUUAAAUCAAAAUAGAUCCUGAAUACGGAAAAUGUGUUUGUUAUUCCAGCUGCCUUUGCGAUUGCUUAUGUUAAUAUUUAUUUCAAUUUUUUUAUAUUAUAUAAUUUAUUAUCAACGUUUCAAAACAAUUGUGAAAGUGUGACUGCAUUACUAGGCGAACAGCAAUUUGAGGUAUAUCAAUUUUACAUCUACGUGGUUCUUUGGCGUGCAAAUGUUGACUUUUUGCAUGAUAGUAGAUCAUUAGCUUAUUUACAAAAUGUAGUUUUUUAGGCUCAAUUAUAUUAACUAACUAACAAAAUUUCCUUAAUUUUUAAAGUAGAAUUUUCUCUCGUCAGUGAAGUUACCCAUUCGCAGUCAGUUAGUUGUUCAAAAUUGUCAAACACUGGGAGAAACCACAACUGAACACGA